Messenger RNA from Monosiga brevicollis MX1, 1197 nucleotides. RefSeq lists its product as uncharacterized. NCBI's taxonomy places the organism in Eukaryota, Choanoflagellata, Craspedida, Salpingoecidae. Gene Ontology annotation, cellular component: cytoplasm. Bases 1 to 1197 code for a protein of 398 amino acids. Gene Ontology annotation, molecular function: GTP binding; GTPase activity. The transcript is spliced from 10 exons. The record is from RefSeq and is a predicted model, not a curated record.
AUGGGGCUGGGCGCGCCUCGGCUUGCAGGCGCGCGGGCGGUGGCCUCUUCUGUGAAUCUGGAUCAAGCAGACGAUGAGAGUGCCAUGACGGCUCGAACGCGACGCUUGCGUGAUGGUGUGCUGAACCAUCAGCGCAGUGCGCUGGCUCAAGCCGUCACCUUGGUGGAGAGCACGCAUCCAGCCCGCCGCGCACAGGCACAGCUUCUCCUCACUAGCUUGCAGCGUCAUGUGCGCGCCAAGGAAGGCCAGCGCGCCCGACCCACCAUGCGCCUCGGUAUCAGCGGGAGCCCGGGCGUGGGCAAGUCCACUUUCAUCGAAGCUUUUGGCCAGCAUCUGCUGGGCUCUGGGUUGCGUCUGGGGGUGCUGACGGUUGAUCCCAGCAGCACGAUUACGGGUGGCUCCAUCCUCGGGGACAAGACACGCAUGCCUGUGCUGUCUGCUCAUCCAGACGCCUAUGUGCGACCUUCUCCCAGCUCCGGUUCCCUGGGUUUGUCUCUCCCAAGCUCGCUGGCCUACCUGCUGUGGUACCGCUGUUCUUUCCGCAUGAUUCAAUUGCUUGCACGCAACACGACCGAUGCCAUUGUGCUCUGCGAGGCCUUUGGAGCGGAUGUGGUCCUGGUCGAAACGGUCGGUGUCGGUCAAAGCGAGGUGGCCGUGGCGGACAUGGUGGAUAUGUUCAUCCUUCUUCUUCCACCAGCUGGUGGAGACGAGCUUCAGGCUGCCUUUGACCAGAACGGUGUUUUGCACAUGCUAUCAAAUCGGCAGGGCAUCAAACGUGGCAUCAUGGAGGUGUCUGACCUCAUCAUCAUCAACAAGGCGGAUGGUGAUUUAACUCAAGCGGCCCACCGGGCACGGGUUGAGCACCAGAAUGCAUUGCAUCUGAUGCGUCGCAAGUCUCGCAACUGGGAUCCUGAGGUUGUAGCGACCUCCGCCCUGGAGCACCGCGGCAUUUCGGAGGUGAAGGAUGUUAUUGACAGCUUUUAUGACGCUAUGAUGGCCAGUGGGGAGCUAAUGGAACGACGUUCAAACCAAUAUGAGCGCUGGAUGUGGCGGCACGUCCAAGAUGAUCUCAUGCAGCGCUUCCAUCAACAUGAUGGCGUCAAAGCGCUUUUGCCUGAAAUUACCCGCCAGAUGCGCGAGCGCACCAUGACGCCCGGCGUGGCCGCCGAGCACCUAAUUGCCACCUUUACCGCUUAA